This is a messenger RNA of Aspergillus oryzae RIB40, 840 nucleotides long. RefSeq lists its product as uncharacterized. Lineage: Eukaryota; Fungi; Ascomycota; Eurotiomycetes; Eurotiales; Aspergillaceae. Bases 1 to 840 code for a protein of 279 amino acids. The transcript is spliced from 2 exons. The record is from RefSeq and is a predicted model, not a curated record.
AUGUUUGUGACAAUUGCUCAAGAAAUAUCUGGAUUCCUAAACCUUCCACCAGAGAUUCUCCUUUUGGUAUACUGCAGCCUCGACUCCAUCGCCGAUGCAUAUUUUCUUUCUCAGACGUGUCAGCAGGCCUACCAUGUCUUCAGCCGACCACAGAGUCAGCCAAAAAUAUUCGAAUCAAUCAUACACAAUGUCCUUCAAGACGCUGCCCCAAACCAAGCCUGGCUGGAAAAACAGUUUGGUCCCGGAUCACUUUGGCGACCUAAGGAGGCUGAUCUUCCAGUGGAUCUAACAAACAAACCGGCCCGAGAGUUUCUGAUCAAUAUCGGAUUCCCUUCCGUCAAGCUCCCCCGCAUAGGUUUUAACUCUACCCACUUGAAAACGUUUGCCGACAAGGGGGACAGCUUGUGUAGGUAUACGGGCGAAGAGCUCUAUGGGAUAUAUGAUCCUGAUGAUGAAGUACCGGCUCUAAGUUUUUGUCUCGGAGAAGUAUAUACCCAGUUAGUCAUGCUGGAGAAUGAGCAUGGUCAUGUAUUCUGGUAUAAUGGAGAUUGCUAUGAUUCUUUGGGGCGUGACCGAGGUCUAGUCGCACAAGGGCUGGAUAGUCUUGCCGUGCUAUUGGGGAUGGUGGUCGCCGUAACCAAGGAUCUACGUGAAAGCCCAUUAGAUCUCUCUCUGGAAGAAUUGGAGCGCCGGGUCGAGAUCCUUAAAAGGCCGCUUGAUAUAUUGCGGGGGAAAAUGAGAGAUUAUGACUUUUACGCGGAGGACGCCGAAUUUUGGAAUGAUCUGUUCUCUGAAUUGUUAGAUGACUGGGAAUUUCGGGACGAGUCACUUGGCUCAUAA